This is a messenger RNA of Malassezia japonica, 498 nucleotides long. RefSeq lists its product as uncharacterized. The coding region runs from base 1 to 498 and encodes 165 amino acids. The transcript has 3 exons. The record is from RefSeq and is a predicted model, not a curated record. Lineage: Eukaryota; Fungi; Basidiomycota; Malasseziomycetes; Malasseziales; Malasseziaceae.
AUGUCGAAAGCCGCCGGGGCGCCGGGCAAGACGCACGACUACAAGGCGCACUUUACAAGGACGCGCGUCGCGUACGACAAGGUGAUUGCGCGCCAAGCCGAAAUCCAGGCAGUCGCGACCAAGGCGAUGCAAAAGCAGCAGUCCUUGCAGGAGGAGGUCGACUUCCUGCUCGACGCGAUCAACGACCUGCAAAGGCGCGCGGCCGCUGCAGAGAACCCGGACGCACUGGAGCAGGAACCGACGAGCUCGCCGAGAGACCGGUCCGCACAGCGCUCGCGCAGGGGCGCCGCGAGCUACUCGGACGAGGACGAGGAUACGCAGGACCUGCACGAGCGCAGCUUCGAGACAGAAAAGAGCGCGCCGUCGAUCGACGUGCUACUCGACGAUACCAGCAGCACCAAGCGGCCACGCAGCACGUCGCAGCCGGACGAGGCCGACGUCGCGCUCCUCGCGUCGCUCAGCGAGGACGCGGGGCAGAAACGCGCGCGCCUCGAGUAG